Molecule: messenger RNA, 990 nt
Organism: Talaromyces atroroseus
Lineage: Eukaryota; Fungi; Ascomycota; Eurotiomycetes; Eurotiales; Trichocomaceae
Exons: 3
Coding region: 1-990 (329 amino acids)
Source: RefSeq, a predicted model, not a curated record
AUGGCGACCCCCAAAAAACAUAUUCGAGUGGGCUAUGUGCCUGAACAUUACCUAGCACCCCUCCACCUUGCAAUCCGCGACUCGUCAUAUGCAGAUCUGCCCUUCAAACUCACUCUAGUCCCAUUUCCAGCCGGCACAGGGCAUAUGAUCACAUCCCUCCGUGCGGACGAGAUUGACGUUGCCAUCGGUCUCACAGAAGGCUGGGUUGCCGGACUAACCAGCAAGCAACAAUUGAAAGACAGAAGCUCUGCAACCGAUGACGGCGGUUACAAAAUAGUAGGACAGCUGGUGGAAACACCGCUACGCUGGGCAAUUGUCACGGGCAAUAACAGAAGCGAGCUGAAUGGGGUCAACGACCUGAAAGACUCGCGAGUUGGCGUGAGUCGGAUGGGAAGUGGAUCGCAUAUAAUGUCCUUUGUCCUUUCACAGCAGCAGGGCUGGGCUGUUGAGAGUCUCAAACCGGUUAUUCUUGGUCCAUUCGCCGGUCUACGGGACGGCGUCACAUCAACCACCGAAUCUUCGAGUGAAGGUGACAAAGCAGAGUUUUUCAUGUGGGAACAUUUUACUACAAAGCCCUACUUCCAACCCUCGGACCCAUCAUCGACAACACCGCCACCGCUGAAGAAGAUCGGGGAGAUAUAUACGCCUUGGCCUUCGUGGCUCAUUGUUGCAUCGACAAAGACAUUCCCGUCACCAGAGAGUGAUGAGACUUUGCAGGCGUUGUUUGGCUUACUUGACAAAGGGAUCGUUCAAUUCGAGAGCAAGCCCGAUGAGGUUAUCAGAUUAUUGGGAACGGGGGAUUUUGGCUGCACCUACGCAGAAGAUGAUGCCAGGGAGUGGAUGAAAGCGACGAGGUUCGUGAAAACUACGAAGGGAUUGAGCAGUGAAAUCGUGAAGACUACGGUCGAUGUGUUGAAAGUAGCUGGGGUUAUAGAUCAGGGACUACCACUGGAUGUUGCUUUGCAGAGAGUCACUGGCAUUUCUAGAUGA